Molecule: messenger RNA, 1979 nt
Organism: Bursaphelenchus okinawaensis
Lineage: Eukaryota; Metazoa; Nematoda; Chromadorea; Rhabditida; Aphelenchoididae
Source: the annotation of a GenBank genome assembly
AUGGCAUGCUUUGACUUUGAUGACGGUUUCGUUGCUUCGAUCAAUGCAGAACCGUUCUACAAAACGCGUAACAUGUGGGACGAUGAAGAACCUGAGUAUGAGCACUAUGCCGACGUUUUCGAGCUCUACGAUUGCGACUGGUGGUUCUACCAGGAGAGGAAGAACCUAGAAGAAACCGACUUGGAUAGAAAAGUGAGAGCAAUGGGAGAACAAACGAAAAGAAGACUUCAACGCCGCGCUAGGAGAGAAGUUGAGCUACAGUAAGUUUCUUUACUUAAAGCAUGGUAUGACACUGAUUUUGCAAAGUAUCUUUUAAGAUUAUUGUAUAAAUUACUUUUCAGACAAGCAGCUGUUAGUAGCAUGUACUGUCCCAUAUUCUUGCAGUACAUGUUAGCUUCGGAAAGCCACCGUUAUCACCACACAUACGACAUGGGAAGCAUGCAGCAAUACAAGUACGAUGCUUCGCAGGAUCGAAUUUGGCUGAAACCGCAUGCCAAAAAUGUCAAAAUGGCAUGCGGUGCUAUCAAACAAAUGGCAGGAAAAAACGAAUUAUUGUUCAAAGAAUUGGAAGAAACGAUGAAAUCGUUUUGCAAUGAGUAAGUUUAACAUUUUUGCUUGUGUCAACCUACAGUCACAAUUAUAUUACCUUAUUGUCAGUUUUUUAUUAAUUAUUUGCGCUUUCAGAAGAAUGCCCGACCGACAGUCAAAACAGGCAAUCAACACCCUUUUCAAUAUAUUGAAAAGUCAACUCCACCGGGCUUUCCCUCAGUAUAAGCUUAGGGCGUACGGAGGUUCGCACAACGGAUUCGGCCAAAAAUGCUCUGACCUUGACCUGACGUUGCUUCGGUGAGUAUUCAUACUAUUUUUUUAAUUCUUUUUUGUAAAUAAACAAUUUUUGCAAUAUAACCAAUGAUUAUUAUAGCGACGAGAAUCUUUCUAUUAUGGACGUUUAUGACGUGCUGAACCAAGAAGACAACAAAAAAGAGUCGGGACUAAUAGAUGCUGAAUUGAUUCAACACACAGCUGUAAGCUUUUUACUUUUCAUGUUGAGUUUUUGCUAAUGUAUUGUGCUAUAAUUAACUUACUUCAGGUACCGGUUGCAAAAAUGGUAUUCAGAAGGUCCAGUCAAGACAUCGACGUGGACUUUACCAUCAACAAUCAUGAAGGAGUAGAAAACACAAGGCUACUGCAAAAGUACUCUAAGUAAGUUUUUAAUUGUGCAUUAAGAAGUUUUUAAUUGUAUUUUAAGAAAUGCUUAUUAACAAUGCCAUUUAACUUAUUAAUUUAAUUAAUUUCAGAAUUGACAAAAGAGUAGCCCAGCUGUACGCAGUAAUAAAGAACUGGGCCAAAUACAACAAAAUGCAUGGAGGCAAAGACAAAAGAUUCAAUUCUUAUAGUCUUGUACUGUUGGUAAUUAACUUCUUGCAAAAAGGAGUAUCACCAGCAGUCCUGCCGCAUUUAGAUGGAAAGAACCGACUACAGGACACAGUUUGGACGCUGCAGACGCGUGUGGCAAAGCUGUAUUCCCGUAAGUACUAGUUACUUUAUAAACUAACUGAUUUAGAUUAACAAUUUGAAAACGUUGAAAAGUGCUUUGAAUAUUUAUAUAAUACAACAAACUAACAAACUUACUUUUAGCUUCAGCAAAACAACCAAUGACAUUACCGGAACUUGUCAUUGGCUUCAUGAACUACUACGCAGUUUUUGACAAUACGGAAUGGUAUGUCGAUAUAAACUGCUCUUAUUUCCGGAAUCGGAAUCAGUUCAAGGAGCCAAGUUUUGAUGGGGAAAGGAUACCGCUGCUGAUAAAGUGCCCGGUUUAUGGAGAACAUCCAACACGCAACGUGAGUGAAGAAUGCUACACCACGUUCAGAGGGAAAAUCAACGAGUUUAAUAAAAUGGUUCGGGAAACCCUGCAAAAGUACGCCGACAUCAACACGGGGCGCCAAAAGUUCUUAGAACACCUCGGUAUUGGAUAG